This is a messenger RNA of Erinaceus europaeus (western European hedgehog), 1511 nucleotides long. It is a transcript of the gene MISP3, whose product is annotated as MISP family member 3. The coding region runs from base 338 to 844 and encodes 168 amino acids. The record is from RefSeq and is a predicted model, not a curated record. The transcript is spliced from 3 exons. Lineage: Eukaryota; Metazoa; Chordata; Mammalia; Eulipotyphla; Erinaceidae.
GGGGGGAGGGGGAUGAGGGGGCGCCCCGCCCAGGGGCGGAGCCAGGGGCCUCGGACAGGUGCAGAGGCGGCGCCCCGGGCUGACCCCGGCCGAGGGCGGGUCCGAGAGGCCGGCUGGACACCUGCGGACACAGGGGCCCUCCACUCCGGCCCCCCAGCGCUCCCCAAGCCCGGUCGUCUUCCGAGCGCACCCCCGGACAUCAGGACCCCGGGAACGCCCUUUGGGGGUACAGAGGGGGCCCCCAGCGGACGCCGGAGCGGAGGAAGCACGUCCCCGAGCCGGGCCUCCAGGCUGGGGGUUCGCCCCGCACCCCCACCCCGGGGCGACCCCCCGGCCCAUGGAGACACCGAUCGAGCGGGAGAUCCGGCGCGGCCGCGAGCGCGAGGAGAGUCUCCGCCGGAGCCGGGGCUUGAACCCGCGGCCCGAAGGCACCGAGCUGCUGCCGCUGCCGCCCCCGCCGCGCCCCGCCCCCCGCGCGCCCCCGCGGGGCCUGGCGCGCGCACGGGCGGGGGCGCGCAUGCGCCGCGACAUCGAGCGCGAGGCCGGCCGCCAGGGGGCGCCCGCGGGACCCCCGACCCCCGCGCCCCCGCUUGGCGAGCUGCGCCGCCUCUUCGAGGGGGGCCCCGCGCCCGCCGCGCCCCGCGCGCCCCCGCGGCUGCAGGACGAGGUGCGUCGGGCCCGCGAGCGCGAGCGGGAGUGGCGGCGCCAGUGUCACCUGGACGACAGCCCCGAACCCGCGCCCAGCCUGGCCGAGAGCAGGGGAGACGGGAAGCUGGUGGUCAUCUGGCCCCCCCGCAAGCAAGCCCCGGAGAUCGGCCUGGAGCAGGGUGAACGGAAGCCGUGAGGUUCCCAGAGACAGACUGGGGGACACCCCUGCCUGAUGGGGAGACCCCCUCCAUGCUUGCCAGGGGGACACGGCGGUCACUCCUCGGGGUCGGGUUUUGGGGGCGCCCAGCGGACUGUGUGCAGGAAGCGCGAGUCCAGCGGCCUUCAACUUGCACUUGAACUCACGGGCCACCCUGUUCCAAGUGCUUUCUUCCCCAUCCGCACCCCUGCACCCCAAAUCCUCCUUUCACCGCCAAACCCCCUGCACCGCCAAACCUCCUGCACCCCCAAAUCCUCCCUGCACCCCAACUGCCAAGCCACCUGCACCCUAGGUCCUCCCUGCACCCCCAAACCUCCUGCACCCCAAAUCCUCCCACACCCUCAAGCCGCCUGCACCCCAAAUCCUCCCCAACCUCCUGCACCCCAGGUCCUCCCCACACCCCUAAACCGCCUGCACCCCAAAUCCUCCCACACCCCAAAACCGUCUGCACCCCAAAUCCUCCCACACCCUCAAACCGCCUGCACCCCAAAUCCUUCCCAACCUCCUGCACCCCAGAUCCUCCCCACACUCCCAAACCGCCUGCACCCCCAGCACCUUAACCUACUGCCCAGCCCAUCCCCUCUCCCUCUGGCAUAGUCAAAUGGGGUCCCCCCACUUCUGCUGCAAACCCCCCCAAUAAAGCUCC